CAAAAAUAAAUGCGAAGAAAUUAAGGCCCACCAUCCCCGAUAUUCAAACCCUAACAAAAUUGGUCUAUCGUUUUAACUUAAAUUUCCUUUUUCUAGGAAGAAACGCGGAAAUUUGAACCCAAAUUUUCUCUCUCAUUAUCCUCUCCGCUCAUUUCGCCGGAUUCGCGAACCCGAUCUCCGGCCGUGCCUAUCCCCGGACGGCCAACCCAUUCUAAAUUUAGCUUUUGUUUUCUCAAUUUUUGUCCUUUGGAUCUCCGGCUGGAAGAUCAUGUUCGCAGUGGCGUUUCUUCUGAUCGAAUUUCUCUAUUUAUUUACUCUUUUUUUGUUGGGUCUGAGAGUAUGUAAAUUGUAAACUAAACUACAUUCUUUAUUUUGUUUUUUUGUAAAAUAUUUUUUUUCUCCUUCUCUCUCCCUCCAGCCGAUUCUUCUCGUGCUUAGCCCUAGGGUUUGUCUUCGAAUCUUCCUGAUUCGGAGGGGAAUGCUCAUGGGUACAAGCUUUCUCCCUCUGGUCAGGGCUAGAGCGUAGUUAUUUUGAAAUGUGUAUAUUGGUGGACUUGGGAAUUGGGAAAAUUUGCUUUGGUUUUGGUGAUUUUUGUAUGUGAGUGUCAAUUUCUAUUGCUCUGUUUUUGGAGAUAUGAGCUGCUUUUCUUGCAUUCGUACUCGCUGUAAAGACGCCAGCAAGGUCGAAAUCGAUAAUGGGAGUGGGAGAGGAAAGUCGUAUUGGAAUGAAACUGGAAAGGGGAAGGAAUCACAAAGCAGAAGCGGAAACAACCGGAAAUGCGGGGCUGCGCGGAGCUUCCAGUUUCGUGAACUGGCAACGGCCACGAGAGGUUUCAAGGAAGUGAACUUGAUUGGUGAAGGGGGUUUUGGAAGGGUUUACAAAGGCCGAUUAGAAACGGGCCAGGUCGUUGCGAUUAAACAACUCAAUCAUGACGGUCUUCAAGGAUUUCAGGAAUUCAUCGUCGAAGUUCUCAUGCUAAGCUUAUUGCAUCAUUGUAAUCUUGUUACCUUGAUUGGUUAUUGUACUGAUGGAGAUCAAAGACUGUUGGUUUACGAGUAUAUGUCGAUGGGAAGCUUGGAAAACCAUCUUUUUGGCUUGUCCCCCGAAAGACCACCAUUGAGUUGGAACACCCGAAUCAAGAUUGCCCUUGGUGCAGCCCGGGGCCUCGAGUAUCUUCACUGCACAGCCAAUCCACCAGUCAUCUACCGUGACUUGAAAUCUGCAAAUAUUUUACUAGACGAUGACUUCAAUCCAAAGCUCUCGGAUUUUGGACUGGCUAAGUUAGCACCGGUCGGUGACAACACCCAUGUUUCCACCAGAGUGAUGGGAACAUAUGGUUAUUGUGCUCCGGAGUAUGCCAUGAGCGGCAAACUGACUCUUAAAUCUGAUAUCUAUUGCUUUGGUGUGGUUCUCUUGGAGAUAAUUACAGGUAGGAAAGCCAUAGACUGCACCAAGAAACCUGGAGAGCAAAAUCUGGUCGCUUGGUCUCGCCCUUUUCUGAAGGACCGGAGGAAGUUCGUUCAAUUAGUUGACCCGCUACUGGAAGGACGAUACCCUCUUCGAUGUCUUCACCAUGCAAUCGCAAUUGCUGCAAUGUGCCUCCAGGAGCAGCCAACGUUCCGGCCAAUUAUCAGUGAUAUCGUUGUAGCUCUUGAGUACUUAGUUUCUCAGAGUCACGCAUCAGAACAAUCAUGGGACGGGGCACCUAGUCCCUCCAAACGAUCUCCUCAACAGGGUAGGAGCAUCCAUGUUCAAGAAACAAGAUAUGGAAGGAGUUCAACAACCAUAUAAGGGUGGCUGCAGUGGAAAUCCUGGUAUAGCUCUGUAAGAUGCAUUGGUGUUAGCAAACCCCGGCCUACACCACUCCCCGUUGUAAUAUUGUAGAAUUAGUAUCUAAAUAUGCAAGUAUCCCACAUGCAUUUUUGAAUGGCUAUAUCUCCUCUUUGGUGGUCAUUGCACAUAUCUCAGGUAAUAUGGAUUUUUACUUGCAAUACAGACUAAAUCAAAGAAUUUAUUUACACAUUUGGGAA
Molecule: messenger RNA, 2031 nt
Organism: Momordica charantia (bitter melon)
Lineage: Eukaryota; Viridiplantae; Streptophyta; Magnoliopsida; Cucurbitales; Cucurbitaceae
Product: putative serine/threonine-protein kinase PBL21
Biological process (GO): protein phosphorylation
Molecular function (GO): protein kinase activity; ATP binding
Source: RefSeq, a predicted model, not a curated record